Messenger RNA from Rattus rattus (black rat), 3406 nucleotides. RefSeq names its product src kinase associated phosphoprotein 2 (gene Skap2). Gene Ontology annotation, cellular component: cytoplasm; plasma membrane. NCBI's taxonomy places the organism in Eukaryota, Metazoa, Chordata, Mammalia, Rodentia, Muridae. Gene Ontology annotation, molecular function: protein binding. The transcript has 13 exons. Bases 147 to 1223 code for a protein of 358 amino acids. The record is from RefSeq and is a predicted model, not a curated record.
GGCGGGGCAGGGCCCGGCGUCCAGCGACCGCUGCCUGGACAGCCAGUGACUUCCUUGUUGUGGGUCUCGGCCAGGUCGUGUCCCGAGUCGUAGCCCCGCGGUGCUUACUCGGACCGCUUUUGCGAGUCUAGGUCCAAGCUACUACCAUGCCCAACCCCGGCAGUACCUCCUCUCCCGGCUCAAUCCCUGAGGAAAUUAGGAACCUGUUGGCAGAUGUUGAAACAUUUGUGGCAGACACACUGAAAGGGGAAAAUUUAUCCAAGAAAGCUAAGGAAAAGAGAGACUCUCUCAUUAAGAAGAUAAAAGAUGUAAAGUCUGUCUAUCCUCAGGAAUUUCAAGACAAAGGUGAUGCCGAGGAGGGGGAUGAAUAUGAUGAUCCUUUUGCUGGGCCUCCAGACACGAUUUCCUUAGCCUCAGAGCGCUAUGACAAAGAUGACGAUGGCCCCUCUGAUGGAAACCAGUUUCCUCCCAUUGCAGCCCAGGACCUUUCUUUUGUCAUAAAGGCUGGUUACCUGGAAAAACGCAGAAAAGAUCACAGCUUUCUGGGGUUUGAAUGGCAGAAACGGUGGUGUGCUCUCAGCAAAACAGUGUUCUAUUAUUACGGGAGUGAUAAAGACAAACAACAGAAAGGUGAAUUUGCAAUAGAGGGCUAUGACGUCAGAAUGAACAACACCCUUAGGAAGGAUGCAAAGAAAGAUUGCUGUUUCGAAAUCUGUGCUCCUGAUAAACGUAUCUAUCAGUUUACAGCAGCCUCUCCCAAAGAUGCUGAGGAAUGGGUCCAGCAGCUGAAAUUCAUAUUACAAGACAUGGGAUCCGAUGUUAUUCCCGAGGAUGAAGAUGAAAAAGGGGACUUAUAUGAUGAUGUUGAUCACCCUGUUCCGGUCAGCAGCCCGCAAAGGAGCCAACCAAUAGAUGAUGAAAUUUAUGAGGAACUUCCAGAGGAGGAAGAGGACACCGCUUCAGUGAAGAUGGACGAACAAGGGAAGGGGAGUCGGGACAGUGUACAGCACCCCUCAGGAGAUAAAAGCACCGAUUAUGCUAAUUUUUACCAGGGCUUGUGGGACUGCACUGGAUCUCUUUCUGAUGAGUUGUCCUUUAAGCGUGGUGAUGUGAUUUACAUUCUUAGCAAGGAAUACAAUAGAUAUGGCUGGUGGGUAGGAGAAAUGCAGGGAGCCAUUGGCUUGGUGCCUAAAGCCUACCUAAUGGAGAUGUAUGAUAUUUGAGAGUCUGGGAGAAAUAAAUCAACAUUUCUACUGAAGAAAACAAAACUUAAAUGUAGCUUUCCCCUUUUGCCGGCACAGAAGUCUGUCCAUCUGCAAGCGCUUUGGAAAACUGACUGCCCAGAGCCACCUUCCUUUGGGAGACCUUCCUGCCUCAGCUGUCGUCCUGUGUCGUCAUUCACUAAAGCUCCUGACAUCAGAUUAAACAAGCAGUGAUGGGUUACAUUAGAGACAAACCGCAGAGAUAAGGCCUGUUGCUGUUUCGCAGAUAAUAAUGAGUUUUAAUUAACCCACUGGUUUGUAUGGGGAAUUCAUUGUGAUUGUAUCUGAAUCUUAGUCAUUGAAGCCGCCACUGAAGGUUGCUGUUUCUCGUAGUCACUGGGUUACUUUUAGAGUGCCGCAUAUAAUUUCCUAAACUUUGUACAUUUUGAGUCAAUAAUAAAGACUUCUUUAAAGCUGUAUAGAUGACUUAGCUCGGUACUUUAUUCUUCCUAGAGUAAUAACAUGUUUUCAUUAAAGAAGUUGUACGGACUCACAGGUUUACCUACUGCUAGGUAAGAAAGAGAAAACAAUCGCUUGCAUUACGGAUAGAGGGAUGGUGGCAGCCUGCUGUCAGCCCCUGCACAGAGCAAACCAGAGCUGGGUUUCCGAAAGCAUUUGGGUAUCCUAAUUUGAUGAUGAGCUUGUCAGUGUUUCCUAAUGUAAUUUUAUUUAAAUUUAAUGAAAUCAAAGAUUCAUAAGAAACCCCAUUUUACCACUAAUACAAUGGUAUAAACAACUUGAGCAUGUUUUCAGAGUCCGAGGGCGCGCCAGGUACUCUGAGCGCUCUGACUCUUCCUGGCCGCACUGUCGCAGUCCCGGCCUAACAGCAGCCCUGGCGGAAGUUCCUGUGAGGUCUCUGAACCAAACUGAAAAGAAUGGUAACGGGUCCCAGCAGGGGAAGGGAAGCGAAGGCCGACCUGCUGUCUGAUACUACUUGUUGCUGCAAGGGUAAGGUUUGCAGAAUCCUGACAGUGGUCUUUCAAUUAAUGUUAAAGUCAGAGCAUUCCCAAUCACCUCUAGAGACGCCACGAUAGCCUUACUCUGUAUUAAACGCACUAGUGACUAGAUAUUUUGGAGUAAAUGGAAUCUACUCUUGAAUCAUCUUUAGCAGGCCCUCACUUAAGCUUAACUUUUCAGGUGGGAAUGAAAAUAGGCCAAUAAUAUUUUUUAAUUCUGCACUAUUUACAGGCAAUAGUAAAGAGUGUUUAUUUUACUGUGUCAUAUUAUACAUACUGUGAUCCCUCAUUUUCCAAAGUAAAAGAAAAAACAAAUCUUAAGUUGACCCGGGUAGACAUAGUCCGAGUUUUCAGAAACUGCAUUUGUACGGUUACCCAUUUCCUACUAAAGUGUCAUCUAAAUAGGUUGAAAUCAUCUUGGCAAAAUUUGGCAGACAGAAAUGAAUUCAGUGGCCUGCCUUUCAGAGGCCGACCGAGCCGUACGGUGACAGGCAAAGCUGUGGUUACAGGUUUGGUGCCUUUAAGUUAAGGAGCCAGCAGAUGGCAGCAGCUGUCAUCUGCACACGGACACACUUGGGGACCCCCUCCCCCACGCCAGCCGGCCGGGAAGCAGGCUUGUGUCUCCUUUUCCAGUUAAGCCAGGAGAGGGAGUCCUUUGCCAACUGAUGGCCAACGUUUUCAGCACAGAAGCUGCCUCUGUCCACAGCCUCUGGCCUUUGUUCUUUUUUUUUAACUCGAAUACACACGGGAGGGAGAAGAUGGGAACCAAAGGCCUUUAAAUCUGGAAGAGAUGAGAAAAACUGCCGCUCCCCGUGCUGCACGUGUGCCUUUCUGUUCAGUCGGUAAACUCAUCUUUGUGCUGUGAGGAAGUUUCUCUCUACCCUUGACAGUACAUCACAUUCUCCUCAAGAUCAUAAUAACAUCAUUAAUGUGAAUUUAAACAACGCGGCUUGUUAGAAAACAUGCUAAUUGUUAUGUUCUCAUUAUGUUUGCAUAGCUUUUAUUUGUUUUCCUACGAACAGUUAGAGAGCUAAUUUUUCUGAAAGGUGAUUGUGAGUCAUAUUUUAUAUGGCAUUUUGCUUGAUCGUUUGCUCCGCACUGAAUUUGUACUCCGUCGCCAUUAGAUCUUACAAUAAUGUUCCACUCUGCAAAUUUUUAAGGUUCAAAUAAAGUUUAAUUGUUUGCAAA